Podospora pseudocomata is the source of this 423-nucleotide messenger RNA. RefSeq lists its product as uncharacterized. The transcript has 3 exons. Bases 1 to 423 code for a protein of 140 amino acids. NCBI's taxonomy places the organism in Eukaryota, Fungi, Ascomycota, Sordariomycetes, Sordariales, Podosporaceae. The record is from RefSeq and is a predicted model, not a curated record.
AUGUUCAGCAUCAAGGCCCUCGUCACUCUUCUCGCCCUCGGCCGCAUCUCUGUCUCUGCUGCUCCCGCGGCCGUCGACAGCGACACCGUUGUCGCUCUCGACGACACUGCCUAUGUCUGGGCUUGCCAGAACACCAACUGGGGCCAGCCGUGCCGCCUCCUCGAAGGUCUUGCAGGCCAGUGCAUUGGUAUCCCCGGCGACUGGGACAACUCCAUCAGCGCCAUCCGCAACCAGGACAAGGGUCGCUUCCAGUGCGUGUGGUAUGAGCAUUACGACUGCCAGGGCGCUAGCUACAGCAACCAGGAGGAUGCCAAGCUUAACGACGGCAACGGUUUCUGGAACGACCGCAUCAGCUCCUGGCGCUGCAACCGCAAGCAGUUCCGCACUGCCGAGGCCGAGAACACCACUGAGAUCGAGGCCUAA